Messenger RNA from Solanum lycopersicum (tomato), 1424 nucleotides. Lineage: Eukaryota; Viridiplantae; Streptophyta; Magnoliopsida; Solanales; Solanaceae. The record is from RefSeq and is a predicted model, not a curated record.
CCAAUCACACCAUUAAUGGCUGCUUCAUAAUCAUGAGAUCGAUUCAAAGACUGCGUUUCCUUCAUUCACCAUCUCUUCUCUCUCGUUUCACUGCUAAUUAUUUGCCUUUAACAUCAUCGUAUUCUUCUUCUUCUCCUCAUGCCCAAAUGGAACCCACAACAAGCAUAACUGCAGCAACUUUUCUGACCCAAGAAGAGCUUACACAAAUCAAUCUACUAAUCCCACGUUUGUGCUCUUCAAAUCACCUCAAAGAAGCUGCUAAUCUCAUCACAACAGCAUUUCUCACAAACCCAUCUUUAGAAUCAAUUUCUGUUUCCAUUUUCAUUCACAGACUCUCUCUUGAACCUGACCUUACACAACCCAUGUACUUCCUCAAUCGCCUCAAGUACACCCCAAAGGCUCAAUCUUUUCUAUUACCCAUUUGUAAAAUGUUGGUUUCUUUGUACUUUAGGAACAGGGAGGCUAAGAAAGGUUUAAAGAUUUUUCAUUGGGUGUCCAGGCCUGAUUUCCCUUGUCCUGUAGAUUAUGGAUUGUGUGCUAUUUUGGUGAACGGGUUUUGCAAGAAUGAUAUGGUUGUGGAGGGGUUGAAGGUUUUGAGGAUGAUGGUAGUUGGGAAUUUGAAGGUUGGGGGUGAGGUUAGGAUGUGGGUGUAUAGAAGUCUUCUGAGGGAGGCCAGGAUUAAGGAGGCUCAAGAACUGAAUGAAGAUUUGAAGUGUGUUGAAAAUGGGGACAAGGGAAAUGAGGAAGUGGUUGCUUUAUUGGAUAGUAUAAUCUCAAAUUGGAUUGAAUAGAGAGUUUUUAAGAUAUUGUCUUUGGGGGAUGUGGCCUAGUUGAUGAAGUUGGAGUAAACUCCAUGGGAGACUAAGGUUCAAAUCUUAAAUAGAGGCAACACAUUUGGGUGAUCUCUUCCUUCUGCCUAAACCCUGGUGGUAGAGUUAUCCGAUACCAACAGUACUGAAAGGAUGCAGGUACCUAGCGGAAUAGUCAAGGUGCAUACGACGACCUAAUCAUGCUCAGUAAGAAGAGAGCAAUAAGCAUCUCAAGACGAGAUCUCCAUAGUGUCAAUCACUUGAAGUUUGUGAUAUCUUGUUUCUCUUUGGGGUUCAGGAAGUGCUGCCAACAAUGCUAUCACACAUUAUUAAUCAGUCUUGGGACAUGAACAUCCUAACUCAGUCAUAUGCAUAGCUGGAGAUGAGAGUUACUUUAUUGUAAUGUUGACUAAGAUUGUAUCCAGUACAUGGUGCUGUUGUUGGCCUUUCGAUUAAAUUAGUUGACAGGUUGAAGGUCUUUUCUAUGUAUAACAAAACAUCCAAAUGUUUUUCCUGGUACCUUACGUGGCUUUCUAGUUGCUAAUCUCAUGUCAUAUGGUUAUAAUUUUGUAUAUGAUAGUAUCAUAUGACAGGUGCAAAUGGUCAAAAUUCAGA